AUGGACAUGAAACCAGUGUUAAUCGUUGGAGCCGGGAUCGUCGGCCUCACACUUGGUCAAGCCCUCAAGCAGAAAAAUAUCCCCUUUGAAAUUUACGAACGCGAUGAGACACCCGAUGCGCGCGGACAGGGGUGGGCUAUUACACUCCACUGGGCCCUAGAGCAUAUGUUCAAGAUGCUUCCUGCAGAAACCCUCGCGAGAAUCCAGGACGUCCAGGUCGAUCCCGACGUUGCGCGCCACGACAAUGGUAACUUCUUGUUUGUGAAUCUAGAGACUGGGGAGCCGAAAUAUCGCAUCCCGCCUAGUAGACGGUGGCGCGUGAAUCGAGAGAAGAUGCGGAGGGCUUUGUUACAGGGGAUUGAAGAGCAGGUUCAUUGGGGUCAACGGGCUGUCGGGUUGAAAGUUCCUCAGAAUGAAGAUCAUGUGCAAUUGAUUUUCGCUAAUGAGAAAACUCCCGUAACGGGACGGAUGGUAGUUGGCGUUGAAGGAAGUCGAUCGAUCGUCAGGCAGAUACUGCGACCGGAUGCAUUCGACAAUAUACCUCUGCCAAUCCGUUUCACCGGCGUGGCGGUCGAUUUGACGCCAGCAGAGAUUGCUCCGCUACGAGACAUGGAUCCGCUAUUGUUCCAGGGAUGCCAUCCGCCGACGGGGGCAUUUUUCUGGUUCUCCAUGUUGGAGACGCCACAGGGGAAUGGAACGGCGGGUUCGGGUUCCGAGCGAUACCGGGCGCAGAUAUGCAUGUCGUGGCCGGUGCAGGAUUCAGCGGACGAAGUCGCGGCUACGGAUGAGGCGCGACUGGCGAAUAUGAAACGGCGUGCGGAGGGAUUCGUCCCGUUUUUGAAGCAGACUGUGGAUCGUAUUCCGAGUGGAACUUUGGUCACAGAGAUCAAAUUGGCGGAUUGGGAGUGUCUCACUUGGGAUAACCAUGGUGGACGAGUAACGCUGGCCGGAGAUGCCGCGCAUGCGAUGACGAUGUAUCGCGGGGAAGCGGCGAAUCACGGCCUUCUUGAUGCAUUCCAUUUAAUGCAAGCUAUUGAAAAGCUCCAUUUAGGCAACACAACGGCUCAAUCGGCAAUCGACGAAUUUGAGCAGGAGAUGAGGACGCGGACGAGUCGGGCUGUGCGGCUCAGUCGGCAGGCAUGUUUAGAUGCCCACGAUUGGAGUCGACUGGAUGAGACCUCGGCUAUUUUGACCAAGCGAGCAAUUGGAGAAGAAUAA
Molecule: messenger RNA, 1218 nt
Organism: Penicillium verhagenii
Lineage: Eukaryota; Fungi; Ascomycota; Eurotiomycetes; Eurotiales; Aspergillaceae
Product: FAD-dependent oxidoreductase
Exons: 2
Coding region: 1-1218 (405 amino acids)
Molecular function (GO): FAD binding
Source: RefSeq, a predicted model, not a curated record